AUGCAGCCGGAACGGGAGGACACUUUGGAAGCGCGAUACGCUAUAAAAUUUUGCGUUAAACUCGGAAAGAACGCUACGCUGACUUAUGGACUGCUUCAGACUGCUUAUGGAUUAACUUGCAUGGGCAGAGCAUCCGUGUUUCGUUGGCACAAAAAGUUUAAGGGCGGCAGAGAGUCUACAAUAAGUGAACCGUUUGAAGUCAUUGUGGGAACUGUGCACAAAAUUAUUCAUGAUGAAAUGAACAUGCGAAAGAUUUGCGUGAAGUCUGUCCCAAGGGUGCUUAGUGACGAACAGAAGGAAAGACGUGUUAGCGACAGCAGGGAGAUGGUCGAGCUUAUCAAUUCAGAUUCAAGAGUACUCAUGGCUCUGGUGACCUGUGAUGAAAGCUGGAUCUACUGCUGUGACCCGGAACCAUGA
Molecule: messenger RNA, 417 nt
Organism: Penaeus monodon (black tiger shrimp)
Lineage: Eukaryota; Metazoa; Arthropoda; Malacostraca; Decapoda; Penaeidae
Product: protein GVQW3-like
Exons: 2
Coding region: 1-417 (138 amino acids)
Source: RefSeq, a predicted model, not a curated record